Molecule: messenger RNA, 708 nt
Organism: Rhopalosiphum padi (bird cherry-oat aphid)
Lineage: Eukaryota; Metazoa; Arthropoda; Insecta; Hemiptera; Aphididae
Exons: 2
Coding region: 96-401 (101 amino acids)
Source: RefSeq, a predicted model, not a curated record
CUUCACUUGUACUGUGGAAAACCAGCUAGUAGGUACUCCAAUAAAAGAUUCAAAGCUAUAAUAAAAUAUAUUUAUUCAAUUUUCAAAAGAACAAAAUGGAGACACCCGAAUUAUUAACCACCUAUAAUGAACCGAAUGAUGAAAAAAUACCAGAAGAAGAAAAAGUAUCACGGGAUGAUGUAAAUCUUACGGAGGAAUUUAAAGAUGCAUCAAUAAGUUGCACUGGGUUCGAAAAGGACGAAUGGUACAAAUACUCCACUAUUGUCAACAUUUUAUUGGUUACCUUGUUAUUUGUCACCUUCAGUUUAGUAGUGGCGAUGACAGUUUAUUUGUUACGCAUUCUAUUCCUUGUUAUAAUAAGACAUUUAUAUACUACUCAAAUUUUGAGAAAAGAAUUGUAAUAAUGGAAAAAAAAAAUUUAAUCACUACAACAUGACGCAUUGUUGCAUUUUGUAUACUUUUAAUAUUACUAGUCGAUAUAGAUUAUUAAACUUAUUUACACAUAUGAUAUUAUUACAUAUUAAUAUUUAAACUCGCAUUAUCUAAUCAUUGUUUUAUGGGAUCACAUUUUUUUUUUAUAUAACACGGUCGAUAAUUGGUAUAAUGUAUUUAUUUUUUUGUUAUUUUUGUACAAAGGUGAAACAUUUUUUACAGUUAUCGACUAAUUCAUUUUUAUACUGGUUAUUUUAGUUUGUAUGUGACCAUUGU